Molecule: messenger RNA, 4145 nt
Organism: Phycodurus eques (leafy seadragon)
Lineage: Eukaryota; Metazoa; Chordata; Actinopteri; Syngnathiformes; Syngnathidae
Exons: 8
Coding region: 734-3043 (769 amino acids)
Biological process (GO): positive regulation of Rho protein signal transduction; phospholipase C-activating G protein-coupled receptor signaling pathway
Cellular component (GO): membrane
Molecular function (GO): lysophosphatidic acid receptor activity
Source: RefSeq, a predicted model, not a curated record
CACAACACACACAGACACACAUACACUUGUACACAUAUAGACAUACACAGACAAACAGCCUGAUGCCAGCCUUAACACAAUGGGAACCUGUCCAGCACCACCCUGUCAGCUUGCUAAAUAUAACCUUUUGGUAUAGCAAGCCUAGCCAGCAUCCCUCCCUCCUCCUUCUCCCCCCUGCGGCCUGACCGAGGUGCUAUUGUCUGGCUUCCUGUGGCCGUGGAAGCUUGGCUCGGCUCGUUGGCACGCUCGCACGCGCACGCGCACGCGCACCAGCAUCAGGGGCGAGCAAGCGAGGCAAUCCCUGGACGCUACAAGGACAAAACACGCACGGUUGGAAAAGAAGUUCGCUUAGGUGGAACAAAGCUAAACAAAAACAAAACCAAAAAAAUCCUUUUUUUUGUUUUAUUUCUUUCUUUAUUUUUCUUUUUUCUUUUUGUGGAUUCGCCAAGCUGUGAAGACUCAGCAAUUAGUGAGAAGUGAAAAGUAUGGAGUUUAUGCCGUGACAGCCGCUUCACACUUCACAAAUAUCGACGACUAGAGGAGAGCUGUUAUCACCCGUUCAUCACAAAGCACCAAACAACCCGACUCCAUCCGUUUACUGCAUGUGUCCAAUAUGGCUUGACUGGGGGAUCUUCUGCUGACACUUCCAAUCUACACUUAUCUGCGCCCUUUCCUCCUUCUCUGACAAAAAUCUGGUGUGAGUCUGUUCCUUGGAGCCCUCCCCACCGCAACCAUGGCGAGUUUGGUGCUCAAUGAGACUGGAAUGGAGGACUGCGGCAUUGAUGACUCCUUCAAAUACAACUUAUAUUCCGUGGUCUACAGUGUGGUCUUUGUCUUGGGUCUCAUCACCAACUGUGCUGCGCUCUUUGUCUUUUGCUUCCGCAUGAAGAUGCGCAAUGAGACGACAAUGUUUAUGACUAAUUUAGCACUAUCAGAUUUAGUCUUUGUUUUUACGUUGCCAUUUAAGGUGUUCUACAAUGUUAACCGCCACUGGCCAUUCGGAGAUGGACUGUGUAAAGUUUCAGGAACAGCCUUCAUCACUAACAUCUAUGGUAGCAUGCUCUUUCUCACCUGCAUCAGCGUCGACCGCUUUUUGGCAAUAGUCUACCCUUUCCGCUCCCGCUCCAUCCGCACGCGUAGGAACGCUGCCAUGGUGUGUGCAGCUGUGUGGUUGACCAUUGUGGGCGGCGGGAUAUCAGUCACCUUCUUCUCUACCAUCAACAGCACAAAUAUAGCCACAACCUGUUUUGAAGGCUUCUCGAAGAGUACCUGGAGGACAUACCUUUCCAAAAUCACCAUCUUUAUUGAGAUUGUGGGAUUCCUACUUCCCCUCCUGGCCAACUUGGUAUGUUCCUCGCUGGUUCUAAGAACACUGCGCCGUCCAGUGUCUCUUGGCCACGGCUGUGACAGCAAGAGACGCGUCUUGAGGAUGAUUCUCGUCCAUCUCGCCAUCUUCAUCAUCUGCUUCGUCCCUUAUAACUCUAUUCUCUUCCUGUAUGCCCUGGUGAGGACCCAGGCCUUAGCUAAUUGCUCCGUGGAGCGUUUCGCACGAACUCUGUACCCUAUCACUCUGUGUCUGGCCAGUCUCAACUGCUGCCUGGACCCUGUGGUCUAUUACUUCACUUCUGAAAGCUUCCAAAAAAGUCUGACCUUGGGGAGCAAAGGGUCUGGCUCCCGGCCUGAGAGUAUUCCCCGUAGCGACGCUGAGACACAGGACCCGUCAAACACUCUCCCAAGAGACACGCACACUUUGACGAGGAAUGGAAAAGACACUAAAGUAUCAGAGAGGGUGUCACUAGGUUCUAUGGACGGGAGGUUUAGCCCCCAGGAGAUGCACAGGAUGAGAAGCAGCUCCAGCACGGCCACCUUGAUGUUGGCCACAUCACUUGGGGAAAGAGGGGGGGGGAAAAUCCCACAGUCAGGUCAGCUCAGAAUUGAUCCACAGUGUAGUCAAGUCUAUGCCACAUGGUAUAAGAAAAAAAUAAUAAUAAUAAUAAUGAAUGCCAGCUGUCAAAACACAGGGGAACUGCGGAUGUAUCAGCACCAUGUGUAUGCAGUGGUGUACAGUGUCAUCCUUGUACCGGGCCUGCUGGGGAACAUACUGGCAAUAUGGGUGUUCAGGGUUUACAUCAGAGAAACAAAGAAGGCAGUGGUGUUCAUGAUGAAUUUGGCUGUGGCUGACCUGAUGCAGGUUCUUUCUCUGCCACUUAGGAUCUACUAUUACCUGAACAACAGCUGGCCCUUUGGUCAUGCUCUCUGCAUGAUCUGUUUCUAUCUGAAGUACGUCAACAUGUAUGCUUCCAUCUACUUCCUGGUGUGUGUGAGCGUGCGCCGCUGCGAACUCAUCAUGCGACCGCUGAGGUACAAUGCCUCCAGGCGAAAGGCGGACGUGGUCGUAUGCACCCUGGGAUGGUUCUUGGUCUGCCUGGGCUGUCUGGCCUUCCCUCUCCUGAGAAACCCUGAGUCUGAUGAUGACCUUGUGACCUCAGGAGUCAACGCCACCCCUCCUGAAGCUGACAUGGUCUGUUUCUCAGAGCUGCCCAUGCAGAUGAUCAGUACCUCAGCAGCCUGGGUUAUCUUGAUCGUAGCUGAGCUCCUCGGUUUCAUCAUUCCCUUCACCCUGGUGUUAGCCUGCACCUGCCUGACCGCCGGCAGCCUUCAGACAAGGACAGCCGGCGCCAUUCCUGACCAAGGGGAGAAGCGGAGGGCUUUGAGGAUGGUGCUAAGCUGCACCGUUGUGUUUUUAGUGUGCUUUGCUCCUUAUCACAUUACAAUGCCGCUGGACUUCUUGGCCAAAUCCAACACCUUGAGCAGCUGCACCCUUAGGGAGCUGAUCCUAAGAUGUCACCCUGUCGCACUCUGCUUGGCCAGCAUAAACUGCAGCCUAGAUCCCAUCAUGUAUUACUUCACAACGGACGAAUUCUGGAGGCGACUGAGUAAGCUCGAAAUACCAGAGCGUAUGAUUUCAAGCAGAUGGAAUGUCUCAAGUGGACUUUGUGUGAAUGACUUCCUUGUUGAAGGACCAGUGGCUGAUAAUCACUAAUCCCCAUGAUGUUUGCACUUUUGAAGAGGAAAGAGGUGAUAUGUAAUUCACAUGCAAAAUUGAAUCUUGGAAGAUGUUUUUACUACGACUUUACCUGCGCAUUUGUAGUGAUGGGAGACAACAUUUUGAAAGGAGACUUCUAUCUGAACUGACAGGUGCCAGAAUUAUAGAUCCGCCCUAAACUGGCUCCCUAUUCAAUGCUAUGCAAAGACAAACUAAUGGUCACAAGUGGGAAAUAAAAGUGUCUAGCGUCACUUUCAAAAAUGCUUGUUAUUUGCACAAUGAUGAGCAAACACAAGAAAUGCAUUAGUUAAAUUCAUCUUUAAUCACCAAACAAAGUGAGAUCAGUUAAGUGGCUGUCCACGUGUAUCUAAUAAUCAUGUAGUCUGUUAAAAAUAUGGGCAAACAUUUCCCAGCAGGCUUCAUGUUCGAUUGUCUUUCUGGACAGGCGCCAUUGAAAAUAACCGAGACCUCUUACUGUCACAGUCAAAGGCAAUUGCAAUAAGCAUGUGUGUUUGUCUUUUAAAGCAAUAUAUUUGAUAAAUUCAAAACAAAUUACAUAUUUGGAAAAAAUUGACCAUACCCAAUUUCUUAGAACAAUUUUAUGACACAAAUAAGAAUUAAAAUGAUCCCCAAAACAAAAUUUAUACUUAAAGGUUAAGGAUUUUUAACACAAAUAAGGGUUAAACUCACAGGUCCUAUACAGAGCUACAGUGUUCAUCAGCGUCUGAUGACAUUAUUAAAUAAACAUAUUACAGCGGGACAGCAGAAACCUUAGGGAAGUGAUUUCUGGAUUUGUGCUUCUAUGUAAAGACUGCAACUUUUAACACUUCCAAGGUGCUAUCGUACUACAACAAAACAUAACCCACAAUAGUAUAGUGUACAUCUCAUGAGUAAACAAAGCGGCUCUACAACUCUUUCUGCAUGUGUGCUUACAGUGAAGCUGUAGGCCGACACAUACAGGUCUGCUGUAAUACAGAUGUUGAAAUACAGAAGCAUAACGAGGAGUUUGGAGGAAACUACAGCAACACAAAAGAAAAAAAAAACUUUGUAAAUCCUCGGUUAACUGGAGGAUGCAGGUUUUUUUUUUUUUUUUUUUUUA